AUUCUUUCGUACCCUGGGUUCACAUUUGUUAUAACUACACGAACAGAAUAGGCGACGGAAGAAAGACCUACUGCCCGCAUAAUAUUCAGUCUUCAACAUGUCGUACACCAAGAACGUUCACACCUGCCGCGCUGCUGUCGUCGCCGCUUUUCUGUUGGCUGUGGCAUCCAUCGGCCGGAUCGAUGGAUCACCCACUGGAGCGCCACCACAAGCCUGUGCCACCAUGACCCCCGGACAUGGUUUCGAUGCGCAACCCACCAGCUCAUCUCCUUUCAAAACUGAAAUUCCGGCCGGGGAAAAUAUGUUGAUGGACGAGAUUGUGCGACUGGAACUUCGCAAUAGUGUCCCUAACGGAUUAUUGUCGUUCAAAGGCUACCUCGUAAUGGCAUUCGACAAGAACAAUGCCACCCAACCCAUCGGCACCUUCAAACUGCCCAGUAACGGACAGCUGAUAGAUUGCAUUGGUGGUGUGAAGAAUGCUGCUACGCACACAUCUAAUAGUGACAAGCAACUGGCAACAGUCGACUGGGUCCCUCCUAAAAACUUCGUUGGCACAGUUAUUUUCAGGACAACCUUCGUACAGAAUGUGGCGACAUAUUGGGUCAAGACGGAAUCCAUCGCCGUCAACUUCGAGAUGAUGACAGAACCAACGGUUGCUCCAACCGUGCCGAGUUCGGCCUCCCAGCCGGCCGUUAUGUGGGCCGCUUUGGCAUCAGUUGCCUCGUUGCUGGCCUUUGUCACGCUUUAACGAUAAGCUCGUCACAUCACGCGGUGCUGGCGAUAUGGUAUAUCAUAAAGCAUAUGACUUGAAAUGAGUUCAUGAAUUUUUCUAUCUAGCUGAUUUAUAAUAGACUAAAUGGUACACGGACACUCGGUUAUAUAUGUUGUUUCUGCUGUACUCUGGUAUCAUUUCCGUUUUCACUGAAAAUAAAAAACCCCAAAAAAUA
Daphnia pulicaria is the source of this 947-nucleotide messenger RNA. Its product is annotated as putative defense protein 3. Lineage: Eukaryota; Metazoa; Arthropoda; Branchiopoda; Diplostraca; Daphniidae. Gene Ontology annotation, molecular function: oxidoreductase activity, acting on metal ions. The coding region runs from base 98 to 748 and encodes 216 amino acids. The transcript is spliced from 6 exons. The record is from RefSeq and is a predicted model, not a curated record.